AUGCCACAACCAUCAUCAGGUGAAGAUAUUUAUGACUAUCUGGCAGGAUUUGAGACUACAUGGGCGUUGAAUUUGCCUCACAAGACGAAGGAUGGAUUAAAAGCACGACAAGAUCUUGAAGCGUUGGGUAUUAAGACUGAAUUACGACCUCAACCAAAGGGGGAUCGACAUUGGCUUCCGCCUGCCAAGCAACAUAUGUUGGAACUGAAGGAUCUGAACCCCCGUCGCGCUCGCAAAAGUACAUGGUUGCAGAGCCAACAUAGUCGGACAUUUAUUACUUGGUUUAAGAAAGAGGUUGAAAAACGUUUGGCUAACGAGGAAGAUAUUUGUGAUGAUGUUCGUUGGUUGGCCAAAGGGCCUAAUUUUGCUAUUAGUAAAUAUAGCGGUUUUGCCAUAAAUGAGUAUCAUUUUCAUACAACAUCUCGAGAUGAGUCUAGAACAACUCAAUGCAGUGGAGUAUCUUUAGUUGCAUAUACUAUGCAGAUUGCUAGUGCAAAAGACUCCAAUCCUGUGUAUGGUGUUGUUACUUACUUUGGUCGUAUAAAGGAGCUAUGGGAUCUUGAUUAUCGCAUGUUUACUAUGUUAGAUUAG
Messenger RNA from Lactuca virosa, 591 nucleotides. The record is from the annotation of a GenBank genome assembly. NCBI's taxonomy places the organism in Eukaryota, Viridiplantae, Streptophyta, Magnoliopsida, Asterales, Asteraceae.